Messenger RNA from Protopolystoma xenopodis, 270 nucleotides. NCBI's taxonomy places the organism in Eukaryota, Metazoa, Platyhelminthes, Monogenea, Polystomatidea, Polystomatidae. The record is from the annotation of a GenBank genome assembly.
AUGACUCACAGUCUGUACCCCUUUUGUCCAACCGCCGACGCAAAUACAUACAUUUCUCUAUGCCCAUGUGCAUACAUUCUUCCCUCGUCAUCCGCCAACAGACGGACAUGCAUACAGCCUUCGUCACGUCUGCCGACACAAUUACGCAAUCCGAAUGCGCUCCAAACGACCUGCCCGAUUCGGCACAUGCAAGCCUCUUCUCUUUCAACUUGCGCUCUAUCCCCAACGGGCCUCUGCAUUUUUCACUCCGCCCUCCAUCACAUCCUCUGA